This is a messenger RNA of Penicillium lagena, 1521 nucleotides long. Its product is annotated as iron/zinc ion transporter. The transcript has a single exon. Bases 1 to 1521 code for a protein of 506 amino acids. Lineage: Eukaryota; Fungi; Ascomycota; Eurotiomycetes; Eurotiales; Aspergillaceae. Gene Ontology annotation, biological process: transmembrane transport. The record is from RefSeq and is a predicted model, not a curated record.
AUGUCUCAGCCACAGAAGAGUUGGGUGUCCAGCGUCAAACUCGCCCUGGCAAAGCCGGGGAAGCGCUAUCCGGUGCACUCCAGCCAGCAGCUGAUGGUGUCGGAUGAACCGUCUUCCUCCGAUGGCACCUCUUCCGACCUCAGUCAUCACCAGCCCAACGAACUCCGGCCAUCGGCGUGGUUUGAAAGUUUCACGACAUUUGCUGGCUCGACCACUAUGAUGAUAAUUAUCCUAGUCGUCAUACUGGCGUGGAUCAUCGUGGGCAUCAUUUUCAAGGCCCCCACCACCUGGCAGAUAGUGAUGAACGACAGCAGUUCGAUCCAAGUAUACAUCACCAACACGCUCCUGAUCCACCAGCAGUUUUACAACCAUCACCGCACCCUUAGGCUGUUUGCCGACAUGCGCAGCAGAAGCCUCUCAGUGCGGGAAAUAAUCACCUCUCUGCUCCAAUGCCGUGUUCCGACUUGCCAUCAUAGUUAUGUUACUGUUCACCACCACAAGAGCAGUCAGCUGACGACGGAGAGCACGUACGACAAGUGGGUCAACCGCAUUCUGGCCACGGUUGGAUCUUGGUAUUCAAUAGCCAUCUACUGGACCGGCAUCGUCAUCUGGCUGGGACUCGGCAACUCGGUGCAAUGGGACAACAAUUGGCAGCUGGUCAUUAACACCGCUACUGCCGUGGAGCUGACCUUCACCACCGUCUUCCUACAGCACGUACGCCAUCGCCAGUUAAAGUUCAUCGAAACGUCCGUGGACCUUGUCAAGGCUCAAGAUGAGAGGCUUCUUGAAUAUCUGCGUCUUAUCGGUGGCUGUGUUAAGCAGGAGGUGCCUGAGGUCGAGAUUCCGUCACAGCGGCUGGGUUUCGCCCAUCGUUUCAUCGACUACUAUGCAGCCGUUCUUGGUGGUAUCCCAGGCAUGACCCUCUUCGUUGCCGUCCUGAUCUCCUGGCUUGGUGUAGGCCAUAUUAUGCAGUGGAGCUCAAACUGGUGGCUGAUAUUCGGCACCUACACGGGCCUGGUCUCCUUCAUCGACGAGUUCGUGCUACGGAACAUUCAGAUGCGCGACAACGAGGAGCUAGACGUCGAGCUAAGCAACAUUGUCUCUAUCGACAGCGCUAGUCUCACAGCUCUUGACAACCAGUCCCCAUCGCCAGCCUCUCUGCCCCAGGAUACCAAUGCUGCCCUGAAUUUAACCCAACGCAUGUUCCAGAUAAUCGUCUUCUCAGUUUCCUGCUGGCAAUCCGUUAUAGCUUCGUUCGUUUUCACCUUUGCCGUUAUAUUCGUCGCAUCGGGAAUGCGCUGGAACUUGACAGGCCAGUUGAUCUGCAACACUCCCACAAUGAUCAUUGAGGGCUAUCUGAUGAUCAUAUUGUUAUAUGGACAACACUCAUCUAUCACUAAGCGGGGUAUUCAGUUUGACGAUAUAUUGCUCCAGCGGACUACACUGUUCAGCAAACUUGAAGCUUUGUAUCCGCUUACCAACGCAUCUUCGAACACACUAGAGAUAGAUAAAAAGACCUAG